GUGUCCGCCGUAACUCGAGACCCUCCAAAGAGCCCCAGGCUCCACGCCCAGCGCUUUCUAUUCUCUGGGCGGUGGCCCGGCUCGGGAUGAGGAUAUAAAGAAGCGAGGAGCAGGUGCCCGCACUCCAUUGGCUUCGUGCAGGCUGAGGAACAAGACUCUACCCGGUUUCAUCAACACCAACAUGUCGCGUCCGACCAUGGGGACCCGGAGCUUGAUCGGGACCUCGACAAGCAUGCGGGGAAGCAGUAUGUCCGGCUUCGGCCAGGGUCGCAUUUCCAGCAGUCGAGUCUCCAGCUACGGCAUGGGUUCGUCCCUGGGCGCCGGCUUGGGAAUGAGCUCCGGCCUGAUGUCCGUGUUCGGCGGCGGGUUCGGCGGUGGUCUGGGCAGCGCUGGGCUGGGCGGCGGGUUCGGCAGCGGGGGGAGUUUCAGCAUGUCCUCCUCCUCCUCCUCGGCCUUGACCAACGAGAAGCAGACCAUGCAGUCGCUGAACGACCGGCUGGCGGCGUACCUGGAGAAGGUGCGCACCCUGGAGAAGGGCAACGCCGAGCUGGAGCUUCAGAUCCGGGAGUUUUACCAACAGGCCGGGCCCUCCACCCGCGACUACAGCGAGUACUGGGCCACCAUCAACAGCCUCCGCGACCAGAUCAACGAAUUGAUCCUCACCAACUCCGGAAUCAUGCUUCAGCUGGACAACUCCAAACUGGCGGCGGAAGACUUCAAGACCAAGUUUGAAACUGAGUUGUCCAUCAGGAUGUCCGUUGAGAACGAUAUCAACGGUCUGCGCAUGAUGUUGGACAACCUGACCCUCGAGAGGAGUCAGCUGGAGGGAGAUAUCGAGAACCUGAAAGAGGAGCUCAUUUACCUCAGGAAAAACCAUGAAGAAGAACUCAGGAGCCUGAGGUCUCAGAUGUCUGGGAACGUCUCUGUCGAUGUCAAAGAUGACAACUCCAUGGACUUGCUCAAGAUCCUGGCAGACAUUCGGGGGAAAUAUGAAGCCAUGGUCAGCCAGCAGAAGGCAGAGACCGACGAAUGGUACAAACAGGAGAUUGCGAACAAGCAACAAGAGGUGGCAGUCAACGAGGGUGCCAUCGACGGUGAGAAGUCCAGGCUCACUGAGCUGAGGCGCAGCUGUCAGGGGCUGGAAACCGAGCUGAGCACACUGCAGAGUAUUAUCGCCUCUCUGGAGAGAAACCUGGACGAGGUUGAUAUGCGCUUCGGCGGAGAGAGGGACAAGCUGCAGAUGACCAUCAACGGGCUGGAAGCGGAGCUCGGGGCGAUCCACGCCAAACUCGUGUCGAUGAGCGCGGAGUACGAGCAGCUCCUGAACAUAAAGAGCAGACUGGAGGCGGAAAUUGAGACCUAUCGCAGGCUGCUGGGCGGCUUCGGGAGCAAGUCUUCAGGCCAGGCGUCAAGCUCAUCAACUGUUACGAAGACGGUGGUCAGGGAGGAAAAAAAGCCCGUUGUUUCGACCAAGACCAAGACGAUCACCGUUGUGGAGAAGAUUGUGGAUGGGCAGGUUGUGUCUACUCAUAUGGAGGAGCAGAGUUAA
Molecule: messenger RNA, 1549 nt
Organism: Hypanus sabinus (Atlantic stingray)
Lineage: Eukaryota; Metazoa; Chordata; Chondrichthyes; Myliobatiformes; Dasyatidae
Product: keratin, type I cytoskeletal 19-like
Exons: 8
Coding region: 182-1549 (455 amino acids)
Molecular function (GO): structural molecule activity
Source: RefSeq, a predicted model, not a curated record